This is a messenger RNA of Xiphias gladius (swordfish), 2190 nucleotides long. It is a transcript of the gene prr18, whose product is annotated as proline rich 18. The record is from RefSeq and is a predicted model, not a curated record. The coding region runs from base 178 to 945 and encodes 255 amino acids. NCBI's taxonomy places the organism in Eukaryota, Metazoa, Chordata, Actinopteri, Istiophoriformes, Xiphiidae. The transcript has a single exon.
CCAGUUGAGCUCCGGUCGGCGCGGACAACAGGUGCAGUGCAGCCGCCCUCCAUCUCGCUGCUGGAUAAUGCCCACAGAGCGCCGCUCGUCGCUUUGCGCAGGGCCCCCUCAGCUGCACUUUGAACACUUGCACGUUUGCAUAUCCUGAUCACUUCCAGACACACACACACACAAAAAAUGCCUUUUCCGCCAAUCAGCCUCCACCAGCGGAUCUCCUCUCCUGGCAGGGAUCUGUUCGGGAAAAAGAAAGCCAACGGAGUGCCUCCUCAGACUGAGCUCACCAGCAAAUCCGGCGGAGAGAGAGGGGGGUCCGACAAGGAGAAGCAGUCCACUUCUUGGACCUCCGCGAAUUUCAGGAAUUUGGGGCGAAAGGCCCAGCACGAGAAGAGUAAAAGCUCGGCUGAGAAGCCGGCCGCCGGUCAGGAGACCCAGGGAAAGUGCUCCUGGCUGGCGGUGCCCAAACCUCAAGACUCAUCCGAAGGAGUCAGGCGCUCCAGCUCCAUGGACUCCACCAGACAGCUCCAUGGCAAAGAGGAAGGAAAGAAGGAGAUUCAGUUUACCCUCAGUCUCACCCCUGAAGCCAUUCUUGUCAUCCAAAAACGGAAUCUAGAGAAACAGAUGAUGGCAAAGCAGCAGAAGUGUUGCGCCUCCGCGGACUUUCGGCACCGGCGAGUUUUCCCGUCCAAGAAGUCGCACGGGGCGUCCAAGGGCUGCGCUCCUGUCGCCAAGGCGGAGAGCGCCGAGCAGGACAUCUCCGCCAUCGUCAAGAUAUCCCUGUUGAAUGAUCAAUACAAGUACGACGAUGUGGAGUAUGAAGAAGAGGACGGAGAUGUGGAUGAGACUGUUGUAAGGAAAUGUAAAGAGUGGCUGAAAGGGGUCGAAAACGCCGCUGCUUUGGGAAAAGUCGACAAACUUUCUGCACUCCCGCACCUUAAAGGCUGCUGACACCUGACGUCUGAUCUCCCAUUUGUAAACUUGCAUUGAAGAGAUGGUGGACUCGCGAAAAUGUGUGCAUCGAUGUAGGCCUGCUGCAGUAGCAUCUUAAAUUUGAGCUUUGUAAAUGAGGGGAGAACAUCACCCUCUUGUCUCCAAAUGAAUGCCGAUGUGUUUCUAUUAUGUCCUAAAAUAGAUGUCACUACCUUAAGAAUGACAUUUCUUCAAGGAAAAUAGAAGUAGACCAGCAAAUUGCAUUGGAAUAAGAGGUAAUUUGGCAUUCACCUCUUAACAAAAAUCAGAUUUUAAAGGUUAUUUACAGCCUGGUUCAUCCGGUAGUGCUCAUGGUUCACAGGGGCGUUGCUUUGCGAGUUUAAUGUCUGUUCAAUGUUUUGUUGAAGUUUGAACUUAAUAUCUUAAUAAUUCCGUCCUUUGCACAUGGUUUCUGUUUUCAGUGGGGGGCCCGUGGAUUGGCAGAGGGGUUUGCGUAAAGGGAAGCGAGACCGUUCCUUUGUGUUGGAGAACAAUACGCUGUCAACAACAGGGCUUUACAUGCGCCUGCUGCUGAAACCAAACUGGACUGUUUAUUUUUCCUCUAAUGAGAGGAUUAUAUCCUUUGUAGGGAUUUAUUAGUCAUGUACAGUAUUUAAUAUUUACUAAAUAUUUGUACUGUCAAACGUUUUCUCAGCUGAUGAUUUAAUGCCAUUUGAAGUAAAAUGUUUUUUUUUAAUUAUACAAGUGUCCCUGACCCUUGUAAAUCUUUGCUGAUUUGUGUUGUGCCUCUUAAAUAAUUCUGUUACAUGAUGCUGAUUUGCAGUCAUUUAGAUUUCUUUGAUGCUUCUGGCCAGUUCCCAGUCAGUAUUUUAAAGGCUCUUUGUUGCCACUGUUGCUACCUGGGGCCAUGUGGGCAUUAGUGUUCUAAGCUUCUUAGAUUUCCUGUUUCCUGGCCCAGGUACAUGAUCCCUUCGGGAAAAAUGACCCCCAGCUUGCUUUUCUUUUGUCAUAUCAAACAACACACAGUGCAUGCAGCUACAAGAGUAAAUUAGUGCCAGAAAACUUUGUGAUUUGCAGCAGAGGUAUUCCCACUCUGAACUAGGAGCCUCAUCCUGACAUUUCCGUACUCAUGUGGUACUCACCGAGCUACAAAGGACCAUAUUUUUAUUCUAUAAGUAGCAAUGAACUUGGUUUGCAACUCAGAGAGAAAGAGCGGGUCUGAUUCAGAGCGUAGAAACCAGUAAAUGACUGUUUUCAGCAAAA